This is a messenger RNA of Rhizopus microsporus ATCC 52813, 812 nucleotides long. RefSeq lists its product as uncharacterized. NCBI's taxonomy places the organism in Eukaryota, Fungi, Mucoromycota, Mucoromycetes, Mucorales, Rhizopodaceae. The transcript has 6 exons. Bases 195 to 698 code for a protein of 167 amino acids. Gene Ontology annotation, cellular component: ribonucleoprotein complex; nucleus; cytoplasm. Gene Ontology annotation, molecular function: mRNA binding. The record is from RefSeq and is a predicted model, not a curated record.
GAGAAAGAUAUUAUAAAAAGUACACCAAAGGUAACCAUGUCAAUGGCAUCAAAAGACUUGCAUCCUUCUUACUGCCAUGACAUUUAAUGAAACCUUGGUUAUUGUGUAAUACAUGCAUUCUAUUGGCUGGUUUGUAGACAGCCAUUUUGACUUUUCUUUCUGCAAUAUUCUUCUAGAUUUUUUUAAACUGAUUUAUGUCAUUAGCCACAUCAACAGAAGCAAAAGAAACCACGACAACAAAUACAAAGAGAUUAUACAUUGGUAACUUGACUGAUGUAAUUGAUGAAUACACCAUCCUCAAGUUAUUCGAACCUUUUGGAAAAAUUACGUAUAUUGACAGUUUAGUUCAUCGGACGGGACCUAAAAAAGGACAGCCAAAAGGAUACUGUUUUCUAGAAUAUGAAAAGAAAGAGCAAGCGUUAAAAGCGAUCAAUGCUUUACAUGGUAAACGGAUAAAGAAUAAAUCGAUCGUGGUAUCAUUUGCACACACGGAUAAUGACCAUAGCAGACGAAAGCUUCCGUCAACACCGUUGCUAAGCAACAGACAGAAACUGUUGCAUCAAAAAAAUAUGGAUGCAAAAAUCAGGGCAAUAGAACAAAAACUACAAUCAUUAAAAAAAAGGAACCAGGCCGAUGAAGACAAUACGUCAAAAUCACGAAAUAGUGAUCAUCAAAGUAAUCGAUAUAAGCCCUAUUAGUACACAUGAACGAGUCCAAUGAAGACGAUAAACGUCACCUAUACCCCUCUCUCAUUUAAACUCUGCAUUUCUUUCUCCUUUUAUAGAAUAAAAAAGAAGUUUUCUGACCUGCUC